Colletotrichum orchidophilum is the source of this 198-nucleotide messenger RNA. RefSeq lists its product as uncharacterized. The coding region runs from base 1 to 198 and encodes 65 amino acids. Lineage: Eukaryota; Fungi; Ascomycota; Sordariomycetes; Glomerellales; Glomerellaceae. The record is from RefSeq and is a predicted model, not a curated record. The transcript has a single exon.
AUGAUGGAAUCAGGUGUUUUUCUGAUGCGUUUAAUGGUGCUGUUGGUGAUUGUGACGAGGGUGGUGCAAGAUGUGCGGAUAGCUUCAAUUUGGACGAAGCGCGAUCGAAUCACAACAGACGGGUCCGGGGUCGGGGAGAGGAUGCGCGAUAGCAGGACCGCAACACGUCAUAAACGGACAAAAAAGUGCAUCGCAUGA